This is a messenger RNA of Dermatophagoides farinae (American house dust mite), 1364 nucleotides long. Lineage: Eukaryota; Metazoa; Arthropoda; Arachnida; Sarcoptiformes; Pyroglyphidae. The record is from RefSeq and is a predicted model, not a curated record.
CAACAACAAGAACGAGAACGAGAAAUUCAACUAAUAAUUCAUUUCAAUCAAAAAUGUUGCUCAAAUUAACUGUAAAUGAUUGUGAUUUACCUGAAAAUAAUUAUUUUACAUAUAAAAUAAUUGAAGAAAAAUGGUCAUCAAAACCAAUAAUUUCAAUAACGGAUGAUCAAUACUAUCAAGGACAGCAAAAUGAAUUUAUUACUGGCCAUUAUUUUAGUAUCGAACCAUCAUCAUCGAUGAUGAUGACCAAUGACAACGACAACGGUGAUCAAUACAAACAACAUGGCCGAUUAUUAAUGAAUAAAACGACAGGAAUUUAUGGAACAGAAACCAGUGCCUUAUUAUUAUUGAAUAAACCAUUGGAUUAUGAAAUACCAAAUCAUAGAUUUAUUAUGCUUAAAAUUUCUGUCACUGAUAUUGAUCAUCAUAGUGAUAUGGUGGACGGCAAUGGUGGUGAAGGUAUAAUUAAUGUCAACGAUGAAAAAAUGACAAAACAACAGCCACAACCAGUGGAUAAUUUAAUGACAAAGCAACAUACAGAUAUUUGUUACAUUUACAUAACUAUUCGUGACAUUAAUGAUAAUAAACCAAAAUUUUUGAAAAAUUUUCUAAAUAUAACCAUUCCUGAAUCAUUUCCCGUCGGAUCUAUUGUGGCCAAAUUUCAUGCUAUCGAUCCAGAUCGUAAUCAUACUGAUGAUCUAUCGAAAUCCAUUGAAAAUAUUGACAUCUAUUAUAGCCUAGAUGAACAAACAAAUCAAAGAAAAUAUUUUCAAAUCGAUACUGAAACCGGUACUGUUCGAUUGAAUAGAAAACUUGAUCGUGAAACAAUUGCUGUACAUAUAGUGAAAAUAAUCGCCACUGAUCUUGAUGAUCCACCAUUAACAUCGAUAGCAACAUUGGUGAUAAAUGUUGAUGAUGUUAAUGAUAAUGCACCAUUUAUAAUCAAUACAACCAUAUUAUCGAUUCGUGAAAAUCAACAUCCACAACAACGUUUAGGCGCUAUUUAUGCAUUUGAUCGUGAUGAUUAUAGUAAAGGAAACGGACCACCAUUCACAUUUAGAAUCGAUCCAAAUGCAACGGAAAUGAUACAACAAAAAUUUCGUCUUGAAUACAUACACAAUGAUAAUGAUGAUGAUGAUGAUGGCCAUGCAAUUUUAUUUAGUAGACAAACAUUUGAUCGUGAACAACAGAAACAAUAUCAGAUACCAAUUAUUGUCAAUGAUUCUGGUUAUCCAUCAUUAUCAUCAACAUCAAUUGUGACCAUAACCAUUGAUGAUAUUAAUGAUAAUGAUAUGAAAGAUGGAUGGAAAAAUGUUUAUGUUUUUUACAUUGAUCAACAACAACAACAACAACAUGGAAAACAA